Messenger RNA from Mesorhabditis belari, 261 nucleotides. Lineage: Eukaryota; Metazoa; Nematoda; Chromadorea; Rhabditida; Rhabditidae. The record is from the annotation of a GenBank genome assembly.
AUGCGAAUAGCUCUUCACCUGUUUUUUAAUCGUCGUCAACUUCCGAAGGAUAAAUUUCUCCAAGUCUUCUCGAGCCUUCUACAUGAAGAAAGUCAAUACGUGCCGAUCGCCACAAAUCUUUUAAAUUGGGUUUUGUCUUCUCCAACAUACAUUCCAACGAUCGCUCGUGUCUUUAAAGCCAAUCAAGAGCAUCCCAGUAAACAAGAACUAGAAACUAUUGCCAGUGAAUUAAAGAACUUCGACAAGUAUUUUCGUAGAGGC